AUGCAGAGAUACAAUGUCAACAGAUUCCGUGCAAAGGUGAACGCAGCAAAGCUGCACGAGACGGCCCUUCAUCAUGCAGCCAAAGUAAAUAAUGUGGACUUGACAGAAAUGCUGGUUGAAUUUGUAGGGAACGUCUAUGCCAGAGAUACUUGUGGUAAAAAGUACACCCGAGCUGGCUGUCCUCCAUCACUGUGCCUGCACUUCUAUGAAACAGUGCCUCUGAGUUUGCAGCAGCAGUGCAGAGUCUUUCUGAGGAAAGCCCUGGGGACCAGAGCAUUGGAAGUCGUGUUGAAGUUACACAUUCCUCCUGGAAUCAUCAACUACCUCUCAUAUCAAUGAGCAGAAAGAAAAGGGGUGGAUUAGCAAUAUACUUGAACAUUGAUGCAAUAUCAUUUUUCAAAUCAACACACUCCUGUCUGGAAUAGUGUAUGCAGGUCAGCCACAUAUCAACCGCACAUGUUUGUGAACAAUGAUGGUAUGCCAUAAGCAGUCUGUCUGCUUGUGUAUCAAUAGGCAACAACAAACAAAAAUCAGUAGCAGAAACUCAGUUUAACAGGAAUUCAAGAAAUGUAGACUUACGUCUUAGUAAUCAUAGGCCAACUUUAUCUUAGCGGGACCCCAUCAUUAUUCCCCAGAUGUUUGUUUAAAAGUAAAACAGUUUGCUUAAAUGUACUUGCACCUGUAAAUACUUGUCUAAUGAAGGCCUUUGAGGCCACAAGAAUUAACUAAAUAUAUUUGUAGAUGGAUGACAAGGUUAACAAUGUAUUUCCAAUAGCACUUUUAUUUAAGCUUGGAAGGCUUUUAACUUUGUUUCCCUUUUCUGUAUAUUUCCCAUAUUGUAUUUUUUCGCCUCAUACUAAAGUCAGCAGUCACAAUGGCAAAACACUGUAUUACAAUUGUUGGGGGAGAGUGUCGUGUGGAAAUACAAGAUAUCAGACUUAGCAGAGUUGUAACACUUCUGUUUUUUUUAUUUAUAUACACAAAUAGGUUGCAAAUUUUUCCAACGCAAAAGUAUCACAAAACGAAACUGGCUUCUGGCCUUUUACAUAUACAAAACAAAGGAAUACAAAAAUCCUAGAGAACCCUAUUAAACAAUAGGAGGAGGUCCAGGGGCCUACUUACCAUCCCGUUUUAGUGUGGACCGUCACACACCCAUUGAUUCCCCAGCUAUCCACCCAGGAGUACCAUGUUUAGAUAAGUAAAUGAAACUCCUCACUUGGGUCCAUAUUCCAGAGCACUAUAUCUCUAUAUGUUUAUUUUACUGUACGUAGGGCCUCUGUUAGACAGCACACUCAUUGUUAUUGUAAUCAUAACACAUACUGUAAACAUAACUUUAUAAAAGGUGUGAGGAUUAGGAGUUGAUAAUGUGUUUUUUUAUUUUAGUUAUUAAUUCCCCCUUUAGGUAUGCAGGUUAUAUCCGGAGCUGCCACUAAUGUAAUUGUGUUUAAUUUGUGUAGGGAGUGUUUGGCAGCUAAUUCCGUACCUGGCUUUUGUAAGAGCCAAAUACAUUUUUUACUGGCAAAAGCUAUGGCUACAGCUGACGCAAAUGGAUUGCUUGGUCAUUUGAACAUCAUUUCAAAGACAAUCUCCAGAAAUUGCUUGUCACAAGGUGUUCCUUUAAUAUAUAACCCAACAACAAACUAAUGAUGGGAUAGCACAGAGAAUGUAGACACUGAACUCCAAGUGUCAGCAGCACUCCCUUCAUUAAAGUGCAGUUAAAUCGCUGCUAUAGACCGUGUUUAUAUUAAUUGUCCCAUAGUAACCAUUCAUUAUGGUAAACUCCUGUGAGAUAAUUAGCAGGGUUUGCUAUUUUAGUUUUGUUCCUCCACAUCGUAUUACUUGUCUGUGCUUUUCCUCUUUAUUAAACAAGAUGCACACAAAUGAUCAAGAGGGGAGUUUUCUUAUGGAUGCAGUUGUUUCACAAGCUAAUGACCAAUAUACAGUGUUACGGUGGAAUACAAUAGCAAAACUACAAAAGAGAAGAGCGUAAUAGUCCCUUAGAAAAUAUAUCAAGUUAAAAUGUGUGAAAAUUGCAGCCGAAAAAAAUACUUUUAUCCUACAAACUAUUGCUAUGGCACAAAAGCAAAAAAGCAUGAGAGACAUCCUUUAAAUGUUGCUUCAUAGGACCUUCCUUCCUCUCUUCUAGUCUUUAUAUGGGGACAUAUGGAAGAUGCAAAUGAAUGAUGACCUUAUAUCAGGAUGCAAAGUUUUACCCAUGUAA
Acipenser ruthenus (sterlet) is the source of this 2221-nucleotide messenger RNA. RefSeq names its product ankyrin repeat and SOCS box protein 13-like. The transcript is spliced from 3 exons. NCBI's taxonomy places the organism in Eukaryota, Metazoa, Chordata, Actinopteri, Acipenseriformes, Acipenseridae. Bases 1 to 339 code for a protein of 112 amino acids. The record is from RefSeq and is a predicted model, not a curated record. Gene Ontology annotation, molecular function: protein binding.